AUGUCUGAUGCAUACCCAGAAUAUAUUUUAGAAUUUAGCAUCGAGAUUUCAGAUUUCGAGCCUAUUUGCCCUAGAUGUCAUAUACCUCUACCUGAUACCAUGCCAAAACGAAAUAAUGGUGUUAUAAACAUGCAGAAUAAUGAUGAUUGGUGCUUUGGAUGGUGCGUACUAGGGGCCUUGCACCCAGUUAAAAAUCAUCCAGAAAGAAAUCCGCACCGGAUAUAUGCUAAUUAUGUAGAGGAGCUAAACAUGGAGGGCAUUCCAGUUCCUGUGCCAGUCUCAACGCCAGUAUACCAAAAAUUUGAAGAAAAUAAUCCUGAAAUAAGCCUAUGUGUGUAUAAAUGGUCCAACGAAAAUAAGCGUCUUGAGUUCCAGUAUAUAACAGAAAGAAGAGGCGCGGAAUUUAAGGAGGUUAAUCUUCUGGUUAUCUCAGAGCCUGAUGAAAUAGAAAACCCGCGCUCACACUAUUGUAUUAUAAAAGAUAUCCAUAGACUAGUUUAUAACCAUAGUAAGCACAAAGAGCGGAAAUACCUUUGCCGAUAUUGUCUUCAUGUUUAUUCUAGAGAAAAAGGGUUUAAUGAGCAUAAAUGUUCAGGAUUAAAUGAAGCACCACAGGAGCCGAAAGUUCCAAAAUUAGAAAAGAGCACCAAGGCAUUCUAUAACCAUAAAUGCAUGCAAGCCAAUCCAUACCGAAUAUUUUGGGACCUCGAAUGCUUAACUACGGAGCUAACCCCCGAAGAGAAUGCCCAAUUAACCCGUACUGAAAAAAUUCAGCGUCAUAUACCCUGUGGAUAUAGUUAUGUAGUUGUCCGCAUGGACAGUUCCCUCAAUUAUGAAAUUAUAAGCCAUGAUUUAUAUAGAGGGCCAGAUGCCAUGGAAAAAUUUGUAGAUAAAUUGGAAAUAGAGCUAGCAGAAAUCCAAACAGAUUUAUCUGCACCAGCAGAAAUAAUCAUGGAGCCUGGUGACUAUACAAGACAUAGAAGGGCAACAGAAUGCUGGAUAUGCAAGAAAGAAUUUCCAAAUCAAAAUAUACUCAAAACAAUGGUUUGUUGCCCUAAUACAGGAAAUUAUAAAGGAGCAUCACAUCAGGGAUGUAAGCGAAAAAACGAAAUAAUUGGUCCAAAAUGGUAUCAACAGCCUAGUAUUCUAGAUAAUGGAAAAUACAAAGAAACUUACA
Messenger RNA from Entrophospora candida, 1177 nucleotides. NCBI's taxonomy places the organism in Eukaryota, Fungi, Glomeromycota, Glomeromycetes, Entrophosporales, Entrophosporaceae. The record is from the annotation of a GenBank genome assembly.